CUAGACGAUACUUUGCCACGCAGGCUCGUAUGAAAGCUACCCUUUCAUGUCAGUGAUCGGGGACGUUUCGAGAACAAGCGCUUGAAACAGUGGCAAGAACAUGCUCACGGCAAUUCAGGAUGAAGACCAGAUGAUUGCCAUCUAUGUGAGCUUGAAUACGAUCUUCACUCUGCUUUACCUUGUCGGGCAUGGCGACCUGAAUCCAAUUUUGAGACAUUCGUAUUUGAAAGCGCGAGGGAGCUGUAUACAACCAGAUUAUCAUUACUCCAUGAAGAACAGCGCGAAUUUGCCAUUAUCCAGUCUUUACAUUGUUUUGCUGUCAACGAAUGGUCCUUGUCAGUACAGCAAGCUACUGUGGCCAUUAGAGAGGCCACUGGGUGAAGACCGGGGCGGCCGGGAGUGGGUCAGCGUGGUGAAGAUGGUGUCGCCCCAUCUGACUGUGUCCACUACCAAAUCCGGCGACCAGAUGAGACAUCUCCAAACCACAAGCUUGCUCACAGUUCUUGGAGGGGAGACGUCACGGACUCACGGUCACUCACGGAGCUGUGGUCCUCAAUGCUGGCAACGUUCCUGAGACACCUGUCGAACCUUCUCCCGUCCCGACCAGCAUGGCUCUGGGACAACACCACGAUGGCUCAAUGCUAUCACGCGGCUACGCGCUGAUUGCCAUGCGUUACUGCUACCGUUGCAACCGCUGCCCGCAGAUACGCUUGCUCGAAUGGCCGAAGCUGACGCACUUUCGCAGGCAGUGGAUCUCUUCGCAUGGUCUGUGAUCUGCGCUUCUGCUCACUUGUU
Molecule: messenger RNA, 795 nt
Organism: Protomyces lactucae-debilis
Lineage: Eukaryota; Fungi; Ascomycota; Taphrinomycetes; Taphrinales; Protomycetaceae
Exons: 1
Coding region: 101-574 (157 amino acids)
Source: RefSeq, a predicted model, not a curated record